This is a messenger RNA of Cryptococcus wingfieldii CBS 7118, 2202 nucleotides long. RefSeq names its product nucleolar complex protein 2. The coding region runs from base 1 to 2202 and encodes 733 amino acids. The record is from RefSeq and is a predicted model, not a curated record. The transcript has 4 exons. Gene Ontology annotation, biological process: ribosomal large subunit biogenesis. Gene Ontology annotation, cellular component: Noc1p-Noc2p complex; Noc2p-Noc3p complex; nucleoplasm. Lineage: Eukaryota; Fungi; Basidiomycota; Tremellomycetes; Tremellales; Cryptococcaceae.
AUGGCCAAAACACAAAAAGCCUUCAAGAAGUUUGCUUCUUCCGGCAAACUCAAGGACUCCAUCCGCCAGCGCCGCCAAACGCAGCAAAUCAAGAAAAAGACUGAAGAACGUAAAGCGCACCGAUCAAAGCAGCGUGGUGCCGCCCAUUCCGAGGAUGAAGGCGGAAGCGGGUCUGGGGAUGAAGAUGAAGAUGAUGAUGAUGAUGAAGCUCGCAAGAUCGGUCAGCCCGCUGCUGGCGGUAAAGCCGGCGGUGUGGCGAAGAGUGUCGAAGAGCUCUUCGGCGCUGGUGGGUUGGAUGUUGAUGCGGGGGAGGAGUCUGAACUGGAGGACCUUGGAUCCGAGGAUGAAGAGGAUGACGACGAGGGCGAGGAUGAAGAGGAUGAGCCGCUCGAUGAGGCUGCGAUGAAGAAGGCGAUGAAGGAUUUGGCCAAGAAGGAUCCAGAGUUCUUCAAGUACUUGAAGGAUAACGACGAAGAUUUGCUCGAGUUUGGGGACAAGGGCAAGGAGAGGGAGGAGGACGAGGACGAAGACGAAGAAAUGGACAGUGAUGAGGAGAUGGACGAAGACGAGGAUGAAGCGCCCGCGGAGAGGAAGAAGGUCAGCGUCACGAUGAAGAUGCUCCGUCUGUGGCAGGAGGGUAUGCUCAAGCAACACUCCGUGAGGUCUUUACGCAAGACACUCAUUGCCUUCCGCGCUGCCGCCCACAUGAACGAAGAAGACGGCGACCAAGGCUCCGGUCUCGACACCAAAUACACUGUCGACAGUGCCGCCGUCUUCAACAAACUUGUCCUCACCGCUCUCAAAUUCACCCCCGUCGUCGUCUCUCACCACUUCCCCUACAAGACCCUCCCCACCGGGCGAGUCAAGCUCCAGCCGCCCAAAAAGGCCAACCAGGCGUUGAACCGUUUGGUCUUGUCCCACUUUACGACGCUCUUGCAUUUGAUCAAGUCUUUGCCUACCACUCCCUCAAGUGUGGCUACGAAAGAGCAGGAAGGCGCGAGCGGCUUGCUCUUGACAGCUGUGGGGGAGAGCACCAAGCUCAUCCCUUGGAUCUUGAGCGCAAGGAAGCAUUUGAGGGCGUACUUGAAGGUCUUGCUGGAUCUCUGGAGUUCUGCGGGCGACGACGUGAGAAUAGCAUCUUUCUUGGCUGUGCGAAAGCUGUUUGUGCAGGGUGACGAUGCCGUCAAGGAUCUUUGCUUGAGAAAUAUCUACCGCGCGCUUUUGCCUCCUUUGCGAAACGUCACCCCCCACACUCUCCCUGCUAUCAACCUCAUGAAGAACACUGCGUCCGAGCUCUACCAGCUCGCCCCCUCUCUCUCCUACCAACACGCUUUCGGCUUUAUCCGUAUGCUUGCUGUGCACUUGCGUAACGUUGUACGAUCGAGUACGUCCGGUAAAGCGGGGGACAAUCAGCAAGCUUUCAAGGCGGUGUACAACUGGCAGUAUGUGCACUGUAUCGACUUUUGGAGUCAGGCGCUCGCUGGGGCGGGCAGCUUGGAGAAUCAAAAGGCGAAUGCGGGGUUGGAAAGCCCCCUCAAGCCGUUGAUCUAUCCCCUUGUCCAAAUCGCUCUUGGAGCCGUCAGACUCCUGCCGUCAUCGCGAUACUUUCCCCUUCGAUUCCACGUCCUCCAUUCUCUCCUCCGCCUCAUCUCCCGCACGGGCACCUACAUUCCCCUCGCGCCCUUCCUCCUCGAAAUACUCGACUCUACCGAGUUCCGCCGCUCCAACCCCAAGAAGGGCACUCUCAAACCGCUCGACUUUGAAUAUGUUAUUCGCGCGCCGGCGGCUUAUCCCAAGACGCGGGUCUUCCAGGAAGGCCUCGGUGAAGAGUUGGUGUUCUUGUUGGGCGAGUACCACGCUGCCAUUUCGACGCAAAUCGCUUUCCCCGAGAUUGUGCUCCCAGUGAUCAUCACUAUCAAAAAACAGAUCAAAAAGGGGUCCGCCGGUUCUCCCAAAGUCCAAUCACAACUCAAAGUGCUCCUGGACAAGCUCGAAGCCACCCGCACAUUCAUCGAGACCAAGAGGCGCAACGUGUCGUUUGCGCCCAGAGAUAGGGGCGAGAUGGAUAGGUUUUUGGAGGGACAAGGCCAGGAGGUGACACCUGUGGGCAACUGGAUGAGGUUGCAGAGGAAGGUGAGGGAUCAGAAGAGGCAGGAGGUUGAGAAGGCGCUCAGGGAGGAGCGGGAGGAGAGUGAAGAGUAA